AUGACUGGAACACGUAAGUAUAUAAGUUUAUGGCUUUUCAGAGGUGGGGGUUAGAAAUCUGCAUGGCUCUGAUCACCUGGGACAUGCAUGACCCAAGGUGUUGAAGAAUCUGGCAGCUGAACUAGGAUCCAAAGAAACAGAAUUUAUUAGCAAAGUUUCUCUCGUCUGCACAGCUGAUUAUGCAAAACAUAAAAGCAUCCAGUUCUAAGCAGCUGAGUGGUUGUUGUUGUUUUAAAAAAACAUUCUGCAAGCUGGACAGACCAGAAAUAGAUUUCUUUUUAUCUAUAAUCAGAGCAGAUAGGACAGCGUUAGGAAAACUACAGGGGAAAUGAAGGUUGAGUGCAAACAGCAUCACUUGAUUAUUGUCUCGGUUAAAUGUUAGAUGUGUAUAUUUUAAAAAAUAAACACAUCAAAUAUAUGCAAAGGAAAGACAUGCCUUAUUUACAAUAUUUAUAUUCCAUCCCCAUGGAACUGACACAGUUAGAGGUUCCACAAAAUAUUUGUUCUGCAGUUUUAAAAAACCAGUCUUUCAGUUUGGCAGCUCCCACACUUUGAAGCUCCCUGCCUAUCAACAUCAGGUAAGUGCCUUUGAAGGGCUCUUUUUGAUACCUGUUAAAAACAAUUUUCUCAUUUUCCUACUCAUAUUGAAAUACAGUCCCUCAAUUAGGCCAAACUUAGAUUCACAAAAUGGUUAGGGGUAUGCGUACCCGUGCGUACCCCCAGAAAAAUCACUGCAUAAAUAUAUUAAAAAUACCUGUUUUCAGCAUCGUCUUUUAUUGACAAUUUUAUUGAUUAUUAUUAGUUUAAGGUUGUAUUUUAGGGCUGCCAUAUGUCCAGGAAUCACUCAGAAAAAUGGCGUUCGGGCAGAAAACCUGGAUGUAUGGCAAGUUGGGCUAUUUUUAUAAAAAAAUUCUUCAAAAAUCUAAGAAAAGCACCAACAUUUGAUUCCCCCCCCCCCCCAGAAAAGCUCAGCAACUCUUCACUUUGGGGAAUAUGACAGCCCUAUAUAUUUACAACCAAGUGGUAUAUAAAUGUUCUUAAAUAAAUCAAAGAUUUCCCCCCAAAAGCCCAGAUCUGUUUACAGAGGGUUCUCAGGGUGGUUUCCUUUUAGAUACCAGCCAAGCCUAGGCUUGUUUAGCUUCAGAUCACACCACUGUCUCCUGGACAGAAAUAGUCUGGCCAGUUAUUCAUGCUCUAGUAGUGUCCCAUUUAGAUAACAUUAAUGCAUUUUGCAUUAGGCUGCCUCUGAAAACUGUUUAGGAAAUUCAGUUGGCACAAAACACAGCAGCUAGCCUAGAGUACUGACUACGACUGGGUAUUUGGAACACAUCUUGCCAGUUUUAUUUUUUUUUUUUUUAAUGUAAUAUUUAUUGGUUUUACAAAAAUUCCAAAACAUACAAAAAUACAGGAUUUCAAAAACAAAAAACAACAAUAACAGUGACAAAAGGAAAACAAAAAAUAACAGUAACCAUAAAAAGGAAAAAGAAAAGAGAAAAAGAAAAAGAAACAGAAAAAUUUAAAAGUUUAUACUUUCAUUUAACCUUCUUAUCUUUCCUUGGUUCUUUGACUUCCCCGCACCUCCCCACUUGUAUUUCCUUUUAAAAACUCCUUUCAGCAAAUCCUUACCCUCCUUCCUUUAUCUUAACUCAAGAAACUUAAUCUAUUUAUAUAUAGAUAUUUUUACAACCUUAUCAAUCAAAUAUUCCAUGCUCUUAAACGCGAGGUUUUUGCCAAUACCAAUUAUUUUCAAUCAGACCUCAAUUUAACAUUCAUUAAUUUUAUAGUAUUUCUGUAAAUAGUCUUUAAAUUUCUUCCAAUCUUCUUCCACCGACUCUUCUCCCUGGUCACGGAUUCUGCCAGUCAUUUCCGCCAAUUCCAUAUAAUCGAUUACCUUCAUCUGCCAUUCUUCCAGAGUGGGUAAGUCUUGUGUCUUCCAAUACUUUGCGAUAAGUAUCCUUGCUGCUGCUGUUGCAUACAUAAAGAAAGUUCUAUCUUUCUUUGACACCAAUUGGCCAACAAUGCCCAGGAGAAAGGCCUCUGGUUUCUUUAAGAAGGUAUACUUAAAUACCUUUUUCAACUCAUUAUAUAUCCUUUCCCAGAAGGCCUUAAUCUUUGGGCACGUCCACCAAAGGUGAAAGAAUGUACCUUCAGUUUCAUUACAUUUCCAACAUUUAUUAUCGGGCAAAUGGUAGAUUUUUGCAAGCUUGACUGGGGUCAUGUACCACCUGUACACCAUUUUCAUUAUAUUCUCUUUUAAAGCAUUACAUGCUGUAAACUUCGUACCUGUGGUCCAUAACCGUUCCCAGUCAGCAAACAUAAUGUUAUGUCCAACAUCCUGUGCCCAUUUAAUCAUAGCAGAUUUUACCGUUUCAUCCUGAGUAUUCCAUUUUAGCAGCAAGUUAUACAUUCUUGAAAGUGUUUUAGUUUUGGGAUCUAACAGUUCUGUUUCCAACUUUGAUUUUUCCACCUGGAAGCCAAUUUUUCUAUCCAAAUUAUAGACCUCUCUUAUUUGAUAAUAAUGCAACCAGUCUCGCACUCUAUCUUUUAGUUUUUCAAAACUCUGCAAUUUGAAUUUAUCUCCUUCUUGUUCCAAGAUCUCCCAAUAUUUUGGCCACUUGGCCUCCAUAUUGGACUUUUUCAGGGCCUUUGCCUCCAUUGGUGAUAGCCACCUUGGGGUUUUAUUCUCCAAUAAGUCUUUAUAUCUUAUCCAGACAUUGAACAAUGCUUUCCUGACAAUAUGGUUUUUAAAUAUUUUGUGAGCUUUAACCUUGUCAUACCACAAAUAUGCAUGCCACCCAAACACAUUAUUGAAACCUUCUAAGUCCAAAACAUCAGUAUUUUCCAGAAGUAACCAAUCCUUCAACCAGCAGAAAGCUGCUGAUUCAUAAUAAAGUUUAAAGUCUGGCAGGGCAAAUCCCCUCUUUCUUUAGCAUCAGUCAAUAUUUUAAGUUUUAUCCUGGGCCUCUUGCCCUGCCAGACAAACUUAGAGAUAUCUCUCUGCCACUUCUUAAAACAAUCCAUUUUGUCUAUUAUUUGUAUCGAUUGAAACAAAAACAACAUUCUUGGCAAUACAUUCAUCUUGAUGACAGCAAUUCGACCUAGCAAGGAAAGCUUCAAAUUUGUCCAUAUUUCUAAAUCCUUUUUAAUGUCCGACCAACACUUUUCAUAAUUGUCUUUAAAUAAAUUCCCAUUUUUAGCUGUCAUAUGAAUCCCCAAGUAUUUCACUUUUUUUACCACUGUUAAACCUGUCUCAUUCUGAACACAUCUUGCCAGUUUUAAAGCAAUUGUACUGGUUCCCAAUCUAUUUCCAAGCACAGAUCAAAAUGCUAAUUGUGACCUUUGAAGCCCUAUGUAACUUAGUGACGGUGUGCACAUCCUGGACUGCUUACUCCCAGAUGACUGUCUGGAACCUGAGGUCAUUUUCACAGGAAGCUUUUUGGAACUGCUUACCUUCAGAGGUAAGCUGACGGAUGGAGACCCAAGAGAUACCGCAUUUCACUGGCAGCACCUGUCUCUGGAAGUUUUGUGUGGUGCCAAACCUGGUGCCCUUUUGGUGCCAGGUUAACAGCUUUUUAUUUGGUCAGGGCUUUUAUAUGUCAUUCUAUAAUCUCUGUUUAGCUCUGGAUUUAUCUUGUUUUAACAUCAGUUUUGUUGUUCUGAUGUUUUUUAUUUUGUUACAGUAUUUCUAUUUUUAUCUGAAAUGUUUUAAUUAUUGUUUUCACCGUUAGUCGCUCUAGGGAUCCUAAGGGGUUGCUAAACGGGCUAAAAACGUUCCAGACAAACCAAUGAACAAGACCUUAGGAAUUUUCUGGGGUCAACAAAAAUACAUGUAGGCAUUGUUGAAUUAUUAAUUUGGGGCCAUGUAUGUCCCUUUAUUUCUGAAAAGUAGCAUUUAUAUGUACCUAAUCAUUUUGCACAAACUAGAUUUAGCUCUGUAGUAGAUUUGAACCCAAUUCACAAAGAAGCCGUGGUUAGGUUUAUUUGGCUCUUUAUUUAUUUAGUACUUAUUCUGACUCAGAAAAGCAUGUUAUUUGGACAGAUCCCUGUGGCAUACGCCAAUGCCCACCAUGAAAUAACACCAGCAUUUAAUAUUACAGAAAUAUGCCACCUUAUUAAUGACACCUGGGAAGGAUUUGAGCUCCCCAUGACUGGCAUUUGUUUCUCAUUGACUAUGCAUCAAAUGUAGAAGUGAAGAAGGAGAGGGGGCAGCUGUUCAGCCAUACAAAAGAAGGAAUGGGCUGAUUCUCUUUGGUAGAGGAUUCACCCACUGGGUCUAAAACAGCAUCUCCCCCACCUUCAAUGGAGAACAUUUGCAUUCAGGUCUCAGCUCCAGUCCCUUGUGAGUGUGAACUUCCUGGCAUCAGGACCAGCCUUCCUUUGUGUAUGUGGUGCCUAGCAAUCUCCCCUAAUUGAAGCUUCUGUGAGAAAUUGCAAUAACAGAUGCAAACAAAACACACUGCUGAGGGCAAGCAAUUGUGAGGGUGUACUGCCAAACGGAAGCCUCAGAGAUCAGCUCCACACAGGAUAUGGCUUGUCUUUGAGAACAAAGUAACAGAGAUGCAUCAGGGGGUGCCAGAUUGCAACCUAGAGAACCUGUCUGUUGGCUUAAAGUUUCCCAUGCAGUGAGAGGAGAGAACGUCUCUCUGAAGGGCCACAGCCCAGUUUGAUAUUUUGCAUGCAGGUGGUUCCAAGUUCACUGCUAUCUAAGGUUUGAAAAAAUCAUUAUGAUGGGAAGACUUCUGACUGGAACCCUGGGGAACUGCCAUAUCAGAGGAGACAAUACGAGAUGGCAGGGGCGUAGCAAGGAGGGUGCGGUAGGUGUGGCCUGCCCCGGGUGUCCCCACUGCUGGGGGUGAUAAAAUGGCGGGCAGCACUCACCGCGGGGCCUGCAGCAUGCCCAAGGCACGCGUCUCUCCUGGGAGUGAUGCGGUGGCUUGAGCGCCCGCACCCUCUGCGCUGCCCCAAACAGUCUGCCUGUUGCCUCCCCCUCAGCUGUAGGGUGGCUGAGUGGGAGGAGGCAGGCAGACUCCUUAGAGCAGCCUUUCUCAACAUUUGGGUCCCCAUAUGUUGUUUAACUACAACUCCCAUCACCCCUAGCUAGCAAGGCCAGAGCUCAGGGAUGCUGGGAGUUGUAGUCCAACAACAUCUGGGGACCCAUAGGUUGAGAAUCGCAGCCUUAGAGGCCCCGCGGUGCCCCUGCGGGUGGCUGGCCCUGCACCCCCAGGCGCCCAAUCGGCUUGCUCCGCUACUGCUAGAUGGACCAGUAUUGUAUAAGGUAACAUCAUCUAUUAAUUCAUCAUCUAUUAAUACACACACAGCCCUGUCGUCUGCCUUCUAUCUGCUUUCAUAUGCAACAUUAUGUAACAGGAGUCAUGGGGAGACAGAUGACAGGACUUUUAGUGCCCAUAGCAGACAAAUUUAAAGCACUACAUAACCUUAAGCUCCAAAGAUGGCCUGAGUUGCCCACCCAAUGGACAUUGCUCCAUAGUGAGCCAACAACAUCCCUGUUCAGGUGAUUUUCCUGAGCAUGACUGUCCAACUCAUCUAAGGGAUAAGCCUCACUCCAAACAUCCCCUUGGGCUUUUUAGUUUAGAUAAAAGGCAAGUAAGUGGUGACAUGGCAGAAAUGUAUACAAUUAGGCACUGCAAGGAGAAAGUGGAUAGAUAAAAAGGUCUUCUCCCUCUCGCAUAAUACUGGAACUCGUGGACAUCCAAUGAAGCUGAGCGUUGGAAGAUUCAGAACAGAUGUUUAAAAAUGCUUCUUCCCACAGAACAUAGUUAAACUGUGGACCAGGAGGCAGCAAUGGCCAUGAACUUGGAUGGCUUUAAAUGGGGAUAAAACUAUCAGUGGCUACUAGCUAUGAUGGCUAGACCCUGCCUCUGUGGCCAGAGGCAGUAUCUGUCUGGAUGCAAUUGCUGGAAAUCCCAGGAGGGGAGUGUUGGUUCAAGAAAAAACACAGGCAUAUCAUAGAAUUGAAGAGUUGGAAGGUACCUUAAAGGUCAUCUAGUCCAACUCCCUGCAAUUCAGGAACUUUUACUCAUAUUAGAUCCACUAAACUUAAGAAACCUAAGUUAUUAAUAGCCAUUAAUCUCCUUGAAUAAAAGUUAGUUGAAUACAAGCCCAUCACAGCUAUGUAGGAUCCCAGACAUGACUAUUGCAUAGAUGAAGAGCAGACUGGGCUCCUACACCUUUAAUAAUUGUGUAGAAAGAGGGAACCUCAGCCGGUGUAGUUUGUCAUGCAAGGUUGAUAGCAAGCAUGACAGGCAGUUCUGGCUAGGGUGGUCAGAUGCAACAGAGCUCCUGCACCUUUAAUUGUUGCAAAGAAGCGGGAAUUGCAGAAGCUGUAGCUUUCUAUGCAAACCACACCUGCUGACAUUCCCUCUUCUAUGCAACAAUUAAAGGUGCAAGACCCCUGUGUGCUGUUGCAUCUGGCCAUGCUAGUCUUGGCUGCCCCACUGAGAUCAAUGAAAGUUAGAGCCUAGCUUGUAUUGGCUCAGCUUCACAUCUGCAGUAGCUCAGGCCUCUGUCACACCAGUCUUUGAUUAACAUAUCUGUCUGGUGACCAGAGUACUUAUACAGAUGCAGCAUAUCUCAAUUCUGCAAGUCAAGUUGGCCUGCCAAAAACCCUGUACAGUUAUUAAAGGUGCAAGCACCUCCAUUCUUCUUUGUACUUGGUAACGUGUUAGUCCAUAAGGGGGGAAAGCCAGCCCCAACUACAGUAAGGCAAGAUCUUUAUUGGGAAGAACCAAAGUUUCACAGAAAUGUGGCAAGCUUUUGAAUUCUCCAGAACUCUUCGUCAGGCAAGAUGUUACACAAAGUGGGGCGAUGACGACAAAGAGUACAAAAACCAGGCUGAUGUAAUAACAGCCAUGAGAUCAACUGUUCAAGCUGCCUGCAAAGAAGGUGGGACUGUCUGGUGUGACAGGCAAUGAAAGCUCCUGGGUGUUUCAUGAAACUGGACUUCUGAAAGCCAUGACUAAGAGCCUGCUCUAUGAAACAGGAAGCCCCUGGACUCAGAACUAAAUCCCAGAGAGGGUGCAAAAUACAUCUUUUCAGGCAGCUAGUAUUUGAUUUAUUUAGAUUAUCACUUGCCUGGGGUGUUUAAUGUUACCGUUUCUGCAGGAUAGCUUUUUGGGUGCGAGUGUAUUGCUCCGUCUGCUUUUGUGUGCUGCCUUUGAGUGUGUGAAAAGGUGGCUGGCAGUAUAAACAACAAAGGAACAUGCUGUAGGACGGAGGAUCCUAUGGUGACCAGCUACAAAGCAGAACAGGGUGGCCUUGAGCCAGUCUCGUAGCUGAACCCACCUCAUAGGGUUGUUGCGAGGAUAAAACAGGGAGGAGGAGAACUGUGUGCACCACCUCGAGUUCCUCGGAGGGAAGGUGGGAUACAAAUUUAAAAAUAAAUGAAAACAGAGUUCUCCCUACCCCUCUUAAGAGCCAUGUAUUAGCUAGUGCAUCUUGCUAUCCAUGCACGACAAGACUCUUCGUAUUAACGCUCUCUCUCCUGUACAAAAAGGACAGAUAUUUCCUUCGGGAGUAACAGGGUCAGGGCACCGCUGGAUCUGGAUGGAAAAUUAGUAUUGCAGCCUUAGCUGGUUCAUAUCCGGGUGCCCCCUCCAAAAAACCAAGAAAAAAGUCUUGCACCCUUCAGUACCACGGUGGAGACAUUUUCACAUGGACCCCCAGACAUGGCGGUUCCUCGUCGGUGCCUGCGUGGUGAACCAGCGUCCAUUGCGGAUAACCCAGUUUCCUUUCCCCCUCCGUGUCUCUUUAAAGCGCGGAGCAGAAGUUCCCCCUCCGAAUCCCCUCCCACCUGCCUCCCUCGCUGCUCUCCCAUCAUCGCCCUGACGUCAGGAGGAGGGAGGCGUGUGGGUGCCACGGCCUCCCCCGUGUUUAAAAUCCGCCAGAAGGCUGCUCGUGAAGAGGGAGGAGGAGGAGGAGAGCGAGCAGGGAGCGGAGCGAGCAGAAGCCGGGCAGCAGAAGGAGCGCCGCUAGCCGCAAGGUAACUUCCUCCGCGGGCGCGCAGGGAUGCUUUGUGAACUGGCGCCGGAGCGGGAGGAAGGGGACAGAUGGGAGAGGCCACGCCGAGGUGGCGCGAGGAGGGGAUGGAGCGGGCUGCCGAAUGGUCUCGCGUGGGGUGCUUCGCUUAACUCUUUUGUGUCGGGUCUCCCGGGUGGGGAGAGAAGGUCCUCUGGCGCUGGCAGCGGAGAGGCGUGUCCCGUCUGUGCGCGCCGGGCGAUUUCAGCUGGGGGCGAAUGGCUGUGGGGAAGGGUGUUUGCCGUGCAGGUGGUGAUGGCGAAUAGCUGCCUGCCUGUAUGGUAGCUUUUCUUUGCAACCGACGGCUGGGGUCGCCUUUCUCGUCUCCUAUUCCAAGGGGUGAGGGAUCUGGCCAGGAAGAGGAGUGUGUGUGUGUGUGUGUGUGUGUGUGUGUUUAAAUCUGCUUUGGCACCUAACAAGUUAUAAUGGACACGGCAGCAAGUCAAAGAAAGGACUCAUGUGAAAGCAAUAAUUGAAGCUCAGUGAUAGUCCUAUAACCCCACCCACCCCACCUAAAGUAGUAUUUGGUUUGCAUGGCUUUUGAUGAGGCUAUCAGAAGGUGCUAUGGUGGUUUGGAGUCCCCACCCCUUUUUUGGUCCUGCCUUUCUCGCUGGCUGCCUUUCUUCUUUUCUCUGUCUCCCAUCCCCACCCAAAUACCUUGUUUCCCAGUUCCAAGGAUGCUUCUGUAUUCAGAUCAUAAAGAUGGCACUUGAAUCUCAUUGGAUAAUCGGCCUCUUGUAUAUGUGACUGCUUAACCAGAGCUCCACCAGAGGGAUGAGACGGACUGUUUUUAGAUAAGGGGAUUGAGGCCUUGAAGAACCCAGGGUUUUUUUGUUAGUUAUUUAAAAUUUCUUUCUUGUUGUAGUUCUUUUUCACCAAAGAGGUGUCUGUCUGGAAAUGAAUGAGUCGAUUAAUGUUCUCAAUUGCAUGACACUAUCAUCACCAGUCUUGGAAGGAAAUAGGCUUUUAUGAGCAUUGGCUAGAUAGCCUUUGUAUGUUUUUUUAAAAAACCCUGCUAGAUACAAGUCUAUGGAGAACAGUAUAAGAGAGAGAAUAAAUGUAACCUGUAACCUGGAAAUCUGUAACCUGGAGGAAAGGAUUCAGACCCUCUUUAUGCAUGUGGUUUAUUUAAGCAUUUCUGUCUGCUUGUUGUCUGUUAAGAAUAACCAAUAUGUUAUAGCAAACCUCUUGGGCGGUGUGCUUUUAAGAUGAGCAUCUGUUUAAUUCUAUAACUAUGGGCCUAAUAAACUAGUUGUGGUACAAAAUCACGUUUACUAGUUCAUGUGUAUGGUCCCAGUGCAUGUACAAACUGCAUGUGUGGUCAGGGGCUCUUCUUUGUUUCUAGGAUGGGGCAUACACAACCUUUUGGAUGUUGGAGUGCAAGUCCUAUCAUCCCUGGCUGUGGUGGAUGGGAGUUAAGAGUCCAGCAAUAUCUCGAGGCCACAGGUUCACCUUCCCUCUUUGGGGGUUUCUGGUUCCAUGUACAAUCUGUAUAUCCAUAGGGAUUGUAUGGUCUAGCACAUGAAAAUUGGGAGUGGGCAUUGACGCCACAAUCCGGUGGCUCCUUUUGUGCCCAUUUGCUGUCUGCACAGUCAUCGUGUGAAAAGCCUUCUGGCCUGGUGAGUCCAUGGCAAAAGCAAGAACAUGGGAACUUCCUGUUCUGGAGCUCAGCAUGUGCAUACAUUGACCGCUUACUCCAGCUCGCUCCCACUGCUGUUGUUUGAAGCAGAGUACACAUGUAAUUAGUCACAAUCCAUAGGUAUCCUGUAGCUUCUUGAGAAAUACUCCUGUUUGACGUGCUUUCUCUCAAACCAGCUUCCAGUCAAUUAGAAAAUGGAAGUUGUGCUUUUAGACUGAGGAGUUGUACAUUUCAGGCAGCUGUUGGGCAUGUGACAGCAUCCAGGAAUUGGACUUAGGUGCAGGGAAGACAAAUCAGGUGAUGCACAUUGGGUGAAGAAGGCAUCCUCACCUUUUUCUCAGGAGUGAAAGGCAACAUUAAAAAAUGACUUGAAAAGUAGAGGGGAGACAUGACCUUGAUGAGUUUCAAGCUGCUAAUGUGGACAUGGGCAGGGAGGGCAUCUGCCCCCCAAUUAAUAAAAAUACAUAGCUGAGAUUCUGCCCCCUUAACAAAAGACUCCCCCCCCCUCCAAAUCCUGGCUACAUCCAUAUAGCCUCAGUCUCUUAGCCUCUGGCCCUGCCCAGAUCUAUAACCACAAUUUAAAUUGCAAGCCUGUCUGAGUAGGACAGAGCAACACUGUCUACCUACAUAAGUUUGGGGUCAGUCUAUUUCUGGAGGCUUGCAAGCCAGAAAGCGUAUUCUGUUUUCUAUCUCCUUUAUGGGCUCGCUCUCUCUAAAGUUUUAGGUGUGGCUAUAUAUGGGAAGGUGCUAAGAAUAAGUAUGUUUGUUUAUUUGGUGGAAUGGGAGAGGCUUCCACAAACCCCCUGCAUAAAUGAACAUUCAGUUCUAGCCUUAAGAAAAAUAGCAAUUUUAUGAUGUCUUGCAUAGAAUAUUGAGGACACUUGAUGGAUACCAAGAGCCUAAUGUGUAUCUCUGAAACGGGCAGACACUGGAAAGACUUCAAUAAAUUUCCACUUAAAAUACAAUUGAGGAUAACUAGUUUAGGAUGCAAUGCUGGAAGUAAGUUCAGAAGUAACACCACAGUGGGGUUGUAUAUAAAUACUGUAGAUGUGUAUAGCAGGGGUGAGCAAUCUGUGGCCUUUGGUCUAAUUUAAUGUGGCCCUUAGUCUAGUUUGAUAGGGGCAAGGAGGAGAAAAUGAAGAAAGGAGUGAUAGAAAGAGACGCACAAAACGGGUGGGAGGAGCUCUGGCCCCUUUCACUUUUUGUUCCAGCCCUCCCAGCUUCUGGCACUGAAGUUUCACUCAUGGUACGUGGCCUGUGACAGAUUACUCCAAGGGAACAUGGCCCUCAGUGUUCCAGUGUGGUGUAGUGGUUAAGAGCGGUAGUCUCGUAAUCUGGGGAACCGGGUUCGCGUCUCCGCUCCUCCACAUGCAGCUGCUGGGUGACCUUGGGCCAGUCACACUUCUUUGAAGUCUCUCAGCCCCACUCACCUCACAGAGUGUUUGUUGUGGGGGAGGAAGGGAAAGGAGAUUGUUAGCCGCUUUGAGACUCCUGUAGGGGAGUGAAAGGCGGGAUAUCAAAUCCAAACUCUUCUUCUUCAAUGGGAAGAAAUAUUCCACACCUUUGAUGCAUAGGAGUAUAUGGUUAGCCUCUGAGAAAGAAGAUGGGAAUAUUUCAGGUGGGAGAAGGCCCUCUUUUAAACUCAGAUUUUGUGUGAGUAUAUGUACACACACUUGUUUCGAAAGAACGUAUGCAUUGAUACACCACUCUUGCACCUUAGUAUUAGAUGGGGGGGGGCGUUUCUGAGCAACGAAACAUGAGUUCUGGCAGUUGGAUUCCCUUCAGUCUGACAAGAUAUUUCGGGUAUGUAAAAAGGGGAAUUAUGGGAUUUAAAGAUGAGGGGCCUGAGAGGAAAGAAGGGAUUGGUCUGCGGGACAAGCUUAUGUUAAUCAAAUGUGUAUGUAGUAGCUUAGCGAAAAGUGCCAUUUGAGAGAUUUGCUCUGCCUGCUGCAGUGGUGGCAGGGCUGGAGAGAGUCUAGGGCUGUCCUCUAUGUAAGGCACUUCCACUGGGACUAAGGAGGAGGAGGAAGAGCAGUGUUAGAAACUGGGAUAGAAAAACUAGGAGCCAAAUGGCUUCUGGGACCUGGGUUGUUGGGUGCCAAAACAGAAUGUCUAGUUGCCAAACUAGGGGGGGGAGGGUUGGCAAUACUUAUUAUUUAUUAUUCUGAUAAGCAUGAACUAAUACACAAUUCACAUAAGUGACACAUUAUUCACACCACAUUUUUAGCAGAAAUUGUUAAUACAUGUUUAAUUUGGUGUUUACAAUAUUGCCUAUGCUUAGCAUACACUUCGAGGCUUCAGAUCAUAUACAUUUCAGUAAUUCUUGAGUGUCAGCCAGGUGCAAAAAAUAGCACUUUUUGAGGUGCUCACAAAUGGAGAAUCUUUAGGAGCAAAAUGUGCCUAGCGCCCUGCUAAUUUUGAACCUGGAGGAGGAGGAGGUUGUUGUCGGCUGCUGCCACCCAGUGGACUGGUUGUAAGUAAGAAGAUGGGGGCGCUGGCUUGAGAGUAGGCUGAGGUGGGCAGGGCAAUGCCCAACUUGCCCUAAUGGACUAAUCUCUUAAUACUAGCUAGCCUGUGGGCUGGGAAGCAUCUUGCAGAGUUCAGCAGCCUCUCUUCAGCCUGAGCAUUACUGCUUUGGAAUGCUGAAUUUAAAGUAAAGUAAAAUAAACCAAAUACGUAAAUCAAAUUGCAUUUAAGAAUAAGCUGAAAAUGAUGCUUUAUUAUUUAUUAUUUAUUAUGGCAAAAGGUUUUGUAGACCGCAGUCCUGUAUAUCAGGUACAUGAAGAGUUGCAGUCCUAUAGGCACAGGGCUAGGGGAUUUCAAAAAAUAGUUAACACCGACAUCCAGGCAUUGGUAAGGCAAUUAUGUGUAGUGUAGCUAGAAAAACCUUUGUCUUGAUUAAACCUCAAGUUGUAGCACUGAAUGUUUUAAUAGCAGUUUUACACGCAGUCUCCCUUCUGAAGUUCCUUUGGCCACCUUAAGGUCAGGUACAGAGUGUCCUGACAGGAUGAAGCUUUCCUCCCACUGAUUUUAUUUAUUUAUUGCCAUUUCUGAUGUUAGAUUUGUGUCCAUUCCUUUGUGCAGAGACUGGCUUGUUUUGCUAUGCAUCGUCGGCAGGAGGGCAUUGUCUGCAGACGAUGGUAUAUAUCUAAUGGGAAGAUAAGCAAGAGAAUGAGCCUGAUGUCGUUGUGGAUGGCUUCAGUAGGUUUGGCCAUAGUGUCGCUAGGUAGACAGUGGGACAGAGCUGGCAUCUGGGUCUGCUGUUCCUAUAAAAUGAUACAACAAAAAAUCACCUUCACAGAAUGUUUCGUGUUUUGAAGUGUAAGCUGUUGAACAGCUGAUGAAGAAUACUGCAGUUCUGUGCUGCCUUUUGGAUGGCUUGUUGCAUUUAUUUUCUCCAAGGCCAUUGAUUGCCAAGAGCGUAGUUUCUUCAGUUUGUUUUCGUGAAGUGGCUUGUAGCUGGAUUGCAGUCGUGAUGCACAAAUCUGCUUCACCAUAUUUGAAAUCUGGUAUCUAGAAUAGGAGUAGAACCUGUGUCUUUGGCUCUCAUUUUGAGUAAUGGACUAGAAUCCCCUUUCUUGGCCUUCUUGUGCCAUAUCACAGGCCUCUGCUGCCAUGUCCUAUUCUUACUUUUCACCUUUUAUUAAUUGUGACACCUGAAAAAGCUCAGGAGGCCUUGCAUAGUUAUCAGGACUCGUCUUGAAACAGACAUUUUUGGGGGUAGAAUCUGUGGUGGUUUCAUGAUGGAUUUCAGAUGGUGACUUCCACACGCAAUGAUGAAGACUGGUAAUGCGUGUGGUGUCUCUAGGCUUUUAUAGCUGGUUGCCAUCAUGCCUUAUCUGUGAGUUUCCCAGAGCAUCUGGUUGAGGGACAGAAUGCUAGAUUAUGUAGACCAGGCCUCUGUGUGGUCCUCCAGGUGUUGCUGCACUACAGCUUCCAUUAGCCCUUGCCAGCAUGGCCCAACGGUCAGGGAUGAUGGAAGUUGUAGUCCAUCAACAUCUGGAGGGCCACAGGUUCUCCACCUUGAGGUACUCCUUUGUUCCACCCACAAUGGUGGUUCUUGUCAUCUUGGCAUCCUGGAAAGAGCUGCUAUAAAAUGUAUUUUGUUAGCAGUAGUUCAAGGGUUUUUGAACAGGGAAAUGAAGUUUGGUAUGGGACAAAAUGAAAAUAUAUUAUUUGGAUGCCAGAGUUUGAUCUUCUACAUUCUUUUACCUCCUCUCAGAUUUCUUCUGAAUUUCCUAUUAUAGUAGGCCUGUUAGCAGACUUACUGCAAGACAGCGUGAUUUCAAGGGAUUAAUGAAAUAGUUCUGCUGCUUUCUAAAGCUGCAAAGUACUGUAGUUACUGAUGCCAAGUGUUACUUCUUUUCAUCCUACUAGCCUGCUGUUUAAUCCAUUCACUGUGAAUAUACAGAGAGUGAAAUCACACCCACAGAACAUAAUGAUGGAUAUCUCUUCAGGGAUGACUUCUGACUACCUGCCCGGCCCCUCUGUUCCAGUAGGGCUACAGUAUAUGGGCCUACAACAUCCACUUGGAUAGCAGUGGAAAGCCAUUCCACUUCCUGUGAACCAGGGAAUGGCUAGUGACCAUAUAUAGUGGUACCUUGGGUUACAGACGCUUCAGGUUACAGACUCCGCUAACCCAGAAAUAGUACCUCGGGUUAAGAACUUUGCUUCAGGAUGAGAACAGAAAUUGCAUGGCGGCGGCACGGUGGCAGCGGGAGGCCCCAUUAGCUAAAGUGGUGCUUCAGGUUAAGAACAGUUUCAGGUUAAGAACGGACCUCCGGAACGAAUGAAGUACUUAACCCGAGGUACCACUGUACAUCCAGUUCCUAGGUAUCCACGGCACUCAUCCUUUCUUCCGAAAAAGGACUAGUGGGUCUAAAGUGGAGUUGGGAUGACUCCACUUAAAGACAAAACACAGCUUCUGACAUCCUUUCUGUCAUCCCUGCUGAGCAGAGACAAAGCCUCUUACACUCAACUCGCUAGUUCCUGAUCACUCCUUUUAUGUCCAGUGAUGUCAAGUGACUUGAUUUCACAUGAAGGAUUGAGAGGAGUACACUCCAGAUGCACUCUGAUUCUCCUUUCCAGCUACUGAUAGAUUUUGGUACUUUUUGAAUCCGCCACCUUUCUCUGUUGUCAAAUUCAAAUAUAGUGCUUAACUCUACCAGCAGCUAGAAAGGAAAUUCUUCCUCUGCAGCUUGAGCCUGUGGGUUUAUCUGUUCUGUGCUUGAUGCCUUAUGACAUCAGGUGAUAGACAGGUGGAUAGAAAUGGGUAUAGUUUAGGCCCAGGGUUUUCAAACGUGGAUCUCCAGCUGUUUUUGGACUACAGUUCCCAUCGUUCCUGACUACUGGUCCUUCUAGCUAAGGAUGAUGGGAGUUGUAGUCCAAAAACAGCUGAAGACCCAAUUUUGGGAAACCCUGGUUUAGGCUAAAUAGGGAAGCUUGGUGAGCCUGAUUAUGUUUGCAGACUGGAGGUUAUCUGGCCUUAGGCCUGUGCUUGGUGCUGAAAUACCCUUGGUCACCAUGAUGGAUGACGUAUGGCAGAAGGACUGGGCAGAGGUGGCUUUAGGGUACUGUGACCGGUUUGGCUGUACUGGUUGCUGGCACUGCAACAAUGAUGUAGAAUGGAGGGCGAGAGGCAGGGGUGGGUGGGUUUGAGCUGAAUUUGAGCAUCACACAGGACGCUGCUGAAAUUUGAGAGCCCGAAGUCUGCCACUGAACAGGAGAGUGUGACCUUGCUGAUUCUACUGGAUCUCUUGGUGACUUUGAUACCACUGUCCAUGGUAUCAUUCUAGGUAAGCUGUCCGUGGUGGUGGUGGUGGGGUGGCAUUCCUUUCCAGUGGUUGUGGUAGAUAAUUCCAGAAGACUGGGCCCGGGAACAGGCCUGGCAGUUAUACCAUGGGGUCCCACAGGGUUUCAACUUGCUAUUUAACAUUUCAUAUGAAACUAGUGAGUGAGGUCAUCUUGAUAUUCCUAGUGAGGUGCCAUCAAUAUUUCAGUGGCAUCCAUCUCUUUUUCUCCUUUUCAUCUGACUCAGGUGCUGAAUCAGUGCUUGGGAACAGUAAUGGUCUGGAUGAGGGCCAACAGAUUGAAGCUCAGUCCCGACACUCUGGCUUGGAAGUGCAGAUAAUUCUACUUCACUUCUGAGCCGUGCCCUGUGCUUACCUGAAUAUAAAGUAUAACUCUGCAACUGAUCAGAUAUUCUUCUGAGACAAAACUGAUAAACAGAGCUGCAUAAAGAAUUGGUCAAAGGCAACCGUAAAUUUAAUUUUAAAUUAUGUUUUACAUUUUUAAUAUGGAAUACUUUGUCAUUGUAAUCUGCUUUGAGACCUAGAUGGUGAAAGGACCUGGAUAUAAUCUUUAAAAAUAAAUAAAACCAGCUAAUAAUUUACAAGUGAGAAACAUGGAGGCUGGUAAGAAAUUAGCACAAUGCCAGCUUAUCACAGAACAUUUUUGGACUUGCGAUUUUACUUCCUGAGUGUUGGAAGCCCUUGUACUGCAAAUUGCCCUCGGCUCUAUUCCUAGAUGUUAGAGGGCUUCCCCUCCUUGCUGUUGGCUCUGCAGCUGGUCUUAAACUGUGUGGUUAAAUACUUAAGGUCAGUGGGAAAGCAUUUCACUCUAAAAUAUGUAUUUGGUUCUGGGCUUACUUAAGCAGGCUUAAAAUGCAUAUACUGUAUGUUCUGGGCUUUCAGUGUCACGUUUCAGGUUAAUGAUUGAGUGGUACUGGAGAGUUUGAAUUUGAAACAUAUGCUUGAUUUCUAUAUAAUUUUAAUUUUCCAUCCUUUUUCCAAAGAGCUCAAGGCCUCGGACACAACUCUUUCCCAACCCCAGUUUUAUCAUCUCGACAUUAUAGUAUGGAGAGUGAGGUUAGGCCCAAGAGUUGAGUUUCAUGGCUGUGUUGGCAUUUGAAUAUGGGUUUCUUGGUUCUAGUUCAACAUAUUAACCACUACAUUAUGCUAGUUGGCCAUAUCAAGCGGGGUCAGUCUUGAAUGUAUGCAUAGAAAUGAAUUAACAUAUACACAAGCAAUUACCAUUUGUCAGAGAGCCUACACUGAUGAGAGUUGUAGUCCAUCAAGGCAUUGGGACGGAGGUGGCUGGCCUAGAACAUUUAAAAAACACACUACCACUGACAUUGCAUAUUUAAGGUCAUUACAUCCCAGUUAUCUGUAUCCCCUUAUUGCUCUUGCCUUCUUCCCCUAUUGCUAUAGGGACUAGUUUUUGAGUUGGCCAAGAGGCGUUCCAUUGAAUCUGUUGUCUUUUGCUGCCCUAAUUUAGUCCUGAUCCCUGGUUAGGAAGCUUGCAUGAUUUCUCUGUGUUCUACUAUGGCAUUAUGUAAACACCCAUUUUGGCAAGUGAGAAGGAAUGCAAGUAAAUAGGCGCCUGCUGCUAACCAAACAGCUGAGCGCUUAAAUCCCCGUUCUUUUGGCUUAGGGACAGGUCUGUGCUCUUUGAGUCAGCUGGUUUUCUUCUCUCCCUCUCUGUCUGUGUCUCAUGCACACCCCUAUACCUGCUUAGUUACCUUUCUUUUCCUGGCCACGUAUUGCUGUUACUGUAGCAUCACAGUGCCUGCAGCAUCCUUCUGUUUUUCACAGCAGGGUGGACUGGGGGACCACAGGGGAGCACAGGAAGAGGAGACGAUUUGGGCUUGUGAGAUCACUUGCAGAAAAAUAAUUCCUUUAGCCUUGAAGUGACAGCUCACGUAGCAAAAGGAGAGAAAGCAAAUGAUGUUAUAAUUCCCACCAAAGAUUAGCAAGCUAGAUAUUUGGAGGAUAAUACUGGAGCCAUAGACGUCAUGCAGCCACCUUUUAAUUAUCUGCACAGUUCUGUGUGGAUAAUUCAUAUGCUUAAAUAAGCCUGAAGCAUCUGUGUUGCAACUGCAUCUAAAGGGGGGGGGGCUUUUCUUUUCUUUUGCAGUGUGGUGGUCAAAAGAGACAAACCCGAAACGUCAUAGGAAGUGCCAAAAGGUAGCAUUGUGUGAUGAAAUGUAAUUAUCCAAACUGAGCUGCAGCAUUUUUAUCUCUUUUAGAAGUGACAUUAAAAUGGUCUCUGAGGUUGGGCUGAUCUGAUCUCAAGGCUAGGAAGGUGGAAGUGGUGUGUGUGUGUUCAGCAUUGCAGGCUUUCUACCAGGAGUAGCCAAUACGGUGCCUGCCAGACAUAGCUGGACUCCAGCUCCCAUUCUCCUGACUCAUUUACCAUGCUUGCUGGGGUUGAUGGAGUUGGGAGUCCAACACAUACUGGCUACCCCUCCAUUAGGCAGUUGGUUAUGAUUCCAGAAGCUCUGUGUGGCUGCCUUUUCAGCCCCAGCCUGCACAGUUCCUCCGUCAACUAGUUAGAACUAUUUAUUCCACUCUGGGCUAAUGACAACAUGGACACAAGUUUUUAAGUACCCUAGAAGUCUCCAUAGACCAUUGUCUUGGAGCCCACAGACAAGCUGGUGGCACCACUGUCGAUCAGUUUUUCCAUUACUUAGGACUCUUCUUUUUCUGUUUGCAUGACAGGUUGAUCCCAAAGGCUGAGAGUCGUUGA
Messenger RNA from Podarcis lilfordi (Lilford's wall lizard), 18199 nucleotides. NCBI's taxonomy places the organism in Eukaryota, Metazoa, Chordata, Lepidosauria, Squamata, Lacertidae. The record is from the annotation of a GenBank genome assembly.